Molecule: messenger RNA, 4807 nt
Organism: Phyllostomus discolor (pale spear-nosed bat)
Lineage: Eukaryota; Metazoa; Chordata; Mammalia; Chiroptera; Phyllostomidae
Gene: R3HDM1
Product: R3H domain containing 1
Exons: 28
Coding region: 457-3825 (1122 amino acids)
Molecular function (GO): nucleic acid binding
Source: RefSeq, a predicted model, not a curated record
GGCGGGAUUCUGCCAGCCGCGGCUGCCGCUGGAGCCGGUGUCCGGGCUGGUGAUGGGGUUAAUUCCCUUUCGUAAGACUUUAACUUGCACCCACCCAGCCCCGCAGUCACCCCGCCGCGCCGCGCUCCAACCGCCUCCUCCUCUUCCUCAGUAACGCGGACAUACAUGCCACUGCCUUCAAGAAGCUCAUGACUUACGGGGAUCCAUGCCACUGAAAGGUAUGGUAUAUUUUAUCCACGACAGUACGUUUCAGUCCAGGAAUCUACAGUGGUGACAAGGACAUGGGACUCCUCCUGCCAGAUUCCAGAUGGUUCAGUACAAUUGACAUCCUGGCUGACAACUGUGAAAAAGAACCUUGGAUUAUUUUAUUUUAUUUUUGUGGGAUACCACAAUCCAAAAUCCAUAGGACACAUCAGGCUUCAAGUUCCCUAUAGAAUUCUAAAAUAACCUUUGCUGAUGAGGAUGUCUGAUACUGUUAAUGUAAAAAAUGAAACUGAAGCAAUGAAGGAUUUGGAGGCGGAAGUGAAAGAUACAACCAGAGUUGAAAAUCUUACCAAAUCAGAGAACUAUGGGAAGAUUUUGGCAGAGAAGAAUGAACAUUGUAUUGACAACAAUAUUGAUUUUCAGCGGCCAUUGCAGUCAUUUGGACAGACAGGAAAAAGGUCUAAGUCAAGCUCAAAGUUAAAGCUAGUUCGGAGCCUUGCAGUGUGUGAAGAAUCUCCACCACCCCCUACAGCAGAGCUAUCACAGGAGAACCAGGAGAAAAUUCAGACCCAGUUAACACAAUCAUUUGAAAAAGAGGAGAAGCCCUCAAAAGAUGAAGCAGAAAAAGAAAAAGCCAGUGAUAAGUUGCCCAGAAAAAUGUUAUCAAGAGAUUCCAGUCAAGAAUACACUGAUUCAACUGGCAUAGAUCUACAUGAAUUUUUAGUAACUACAUUAAAAAACAAUCCCAGGGACAGAAUGAUGCUGUUGAAAUUGGAACAAGAAAUUUUAGAUUUCAUUGGUAAUAAUGAGUCUCCACGUAAGAAAUUUCCCCCAAUGACAUCUUACCAUAGGAUGCUAUUACACAGAGUAGCCGCUUACUUUGGGUUAGACCACAAUGUUGAUCAGAGUGGGAAGUCUGUCAUAGUAAACAAAACUAGCAAUACAAGAAUACCUGAUCAGAAAUUUAAUGAACAUAUUAAGGAUGAUAAAGGUGAAGACUUUCAGAAACGGUAUAUCCUCAAGAGAGAUAACUCGAGCUUUGACAAAGAUGAUAACCAGAUAAGAAUACGUUUGAAAGAUGACAGAAGAAGCAAAUCUAUAGAAGAAAGAGAAGAGGAGUACCAGAGAGCUAGAGACCGUAUAUUUUCCCAAGAUUCCCUGUGUUCCCAAGAGAAUUAUAUUAUUGACAAAAGAAUCCAAGAUGAGGAUGCUAGUAGUACUCAGCAGAGGCGCCAGCUAUUUAGAGUUAAUAAAGAUGCUUCAGGGAGAUCAACAAAUAGCCAUCAGAGCAGCACUGAGAAUGAGUUGAAAUACUCUGAACCACGACCCUGGAGCAGCACAGAUUCAGACAGCUCGCUCCGCAACUUCAAGCCUGCUGUAACCAAAGCCAGCAGCUUCAGUGGAAUUUCAGUCCUGACAAGAGGUGAUAGUUCUGGAAGCAGCAGAAGUGUAGGCAGGCUUUCAAAAACAGGUUCUGAGUCUUCUGGUAGUGUAGGGUCAUCUACGGGCUCUCUUUCUCACAUCCAGCAGCCUCUUCCAGGUACAGCUCUCAGCCAGUCCUCUCAUGGCGCACCUGUCGUCUAUCCAACUGUCAGCACUCAUAGUUCUCUUUCCUUUGAUGGUGGCCUAAAUGGGCAAGUCGCAUCUUCUAGCACUAGCUUCUUUUUGCUUCCCUUGGAAGCCGCAGGCAUACCACCUGGCAGUAUUCUGAUCAACCCACAAACAGGUCAGCCCUUCAUAAACCCAGAUGGGAGUCCAGUUGUGUAUAAUCCUCCAAUGACUCAACAACCAGUUAGAACCCAAGUGCCUGGACCUCCACAGCCACCCCUGCCACCCCCACCACCUCAACAACAAGCAGCUAAUCACAUUUUCUCACAGCAAGAAAUGAAAAAGAGGAAUAAAAUGAAACUAAGACUGUUCAUUAUCCCAGACAACCUUGGGUCUCAGUUUAGCCACAUGAGUCUUGCCCGCCAGCCAUCUGCAGAUGGUUCGGACCCUCAUGCUACCAUGUUCCAGUCCACUGUUGUUCUUCAGUCCCCACAGCAGUCUGGUUAUAUCAUGACUGCAGCUCCACCACCACCACUACCACCACCGCCGCCGCCGCCUCCUCCUCCUCCACCGCCUCCUCCACCGCCCUUACCACCUGGUCAGCCAGUCGCUACCGCUGGCUAUUCUGCUUCUGGUCAUCCUGUCAGUCAGCCUGUGCUCCAGCAGCAGGGAUUUAUCCAGCAGCCCUCACCACAGGUGCCAGCCUGUUACUGUGCUCCAGGCCACUAUCACUCCAGUCAACCUCAGUAUCGCCCAGUCCCUUCUGUCCAUUACAAUUCACAUCUAAACCAACCACUGCUACAGCCUGCACAGCACACAGGUUAUCAAGUUAUACCCAACCAGCAGCAAAACUACCAAGGAAUAGUUGGACUUUCGCAACCCCAGAGUCAGACCCUCAUUGGUGGCCAACCUAACGGCAUUGGAAAUCAGAUUCAAGGAGUUGUCAUCCCCUAUCCUUCAGUGCCAACAUAUCAGGUUUCACUGCCUCAAGGUUCUCAAGGAAUUGCCCAUCAGACUUAUCAGCAGCCCGUUAUUUUCCCUAGUCAAUCUAACCAAGGAUCUAUGCCCACAGCAGGAAUUCCAGUUUAUUAUAGUGUCAUUCCACCUGGCCAACAAAAUAAUUUAAGUUCCUCAGUAGGUUACUUACAACAUACAGGAUCAGAACAAGUACAGUUUCCUCGAACUGCUUCACCGUGCAAUUCCCAGCAGCUUCAAAGCCACCAGUGUUCAGCUGUGCCACCUCCACCACCUGGUGGAAGUAUGGUGAUGAUGCAGCUUAAUGUACCAAACAAUCCACAAUCUCGUGCCCACUCACCCCCGCAGUGGAAACCAAACAAAUAUUACUGUGAUCACCCGAGAGGACAGAAGUGUGUGGAAUUUAGCAAUGUAGAGAAUAUAGUUCAGCACAGCCCUCAACUCAGUAGUCCCAUUAUUUCACCAGCUCAGUCGCCAGCACCAGCUCAGCUGUCCACCCUGAAAACUGUUCGUCCUUCUGGACCACCACUUUCCAUCAUACCCCAGUUUUCUAGACCUUUUAUCCCUGGGCAAGGAGAUGCCAGGUAUCCAUUACUUGGCCAACCACUGCAGUACAAUCCUCCUGCUGUUCUGCAUGGACACAUUUCCACCCAACAGGGUCAGUCUGGCAACAGGCAUGGAAACCGAGGAAGGAAACAAGCUAAAAAAGCUGCAUCCACUGACUUUGGUGCAGGAGAAGCAGUUGUUGGGAAAGUCUUGGAAAUUACUGAACUACCAGAUGGAAUAACUCGCAUGGAAGCUGAGAAGCUUUUUGGGGAACUCUUUAAAAUUGGCGCCAAGAUACGGUGGCUGCGGGACCCCCAGUCCCAGCCACGUCGUCACCCCCUCUGCUGUGGCAGUGGGGACAGCACUGUCAAUUCUGAACGCUCUAAACCCAGUGACUUGGCCUCCACAUACACGGUCUUAGCCACAUUCCCUUCCAUUUCAGCUGCACAGAAUGCAUUGAAGAAACAAAUUAACUCAGUUAACAAAUUUAAACUGAGAACAAGCAAGAAGCACUAUGACUUUCAUGUUUUGGAAAGGGCAAGUUCUCAGUAACAGAACCACCUUGGACCCUUGGCCUUUAUGGUUCCCCUGUCCUCUCCCAUCUUUAAUUGGCUUGGUACUUGGAGCUUCUGUUAAUAUGAUAGAGAUUCCUAGGAUGUGUGGUCAUGGCACUGACAGCUUUUAAAGACAGGCCAAUGUUCCAGCAAAGGGGAAAAAAUACACACCCCAUACGACUGUAGGAAUCCACAUCGGAAUGAUACAGAGUUAGCAGCUUUUUCUGAGGAAAUGCUGUUUAAAUGCCUCCUAACUUUUAUAGUUAUUUUGUUUUAUAUUUCUGAAUUCUUGUAUCAGAUCCAAAGCUCUAUUGUACAGCAAAUUCUUAAAAAUUAUUACAAUCAGUUGCAACCUGUAUUUCUUUUUUUGCAGCCAGCACAGUGUGAUCCAACAUAAAAUUUGGGGGAAAAAGAAUACAGGAGUAGAAUAACCAAGUCAGAACCAUGUGCUGUCUUUUCAAGGGGCUGAAGGGUGACCAAGGAGAACCCACAAAUAGAUUACUCUUCCCCUGUGUCUCUGAACACAGAAACAAUUUCCAGAAAAUACAGAAUUCCUUCAUUGGGUUCUUUCCUCAUUUGUUUAGGCAGUAUGACCAUUUAGUGUAAAUUAAAUUAUGUUAUCUUUAAGGCCUCUUAAUCAAACCACUUAAAACUCAAAGGGGAAUAGGAAUCAUUCUAGGCAGGAAAAUACUUCCACGUUUUUUAAAUGUCCUUCCAAUAACUAAAUGCCACUUGUUUGCAUUUCCCUCCUUGUGGCUGUUCGGUCACCUAAGUAAAUGCAUUUGAUGAGUGCUGGAAACUUCUUAGGCAGUUUAAAAUUUGUUUUCAUUGUUUGCAGCAGAUCACUGGACAUCAAAGAUUCAUUGCACUUAUGAACAAGAAACCUUUUUUUCAAUUUCUGUGUAAUUUGAAAGGCUGUACAAUGUGUGCUGAUACAAGCCUUUUUUCAGUUCAAGAGAAUAAAUGUUUACAAAUAUAUA